AAAUUGACUAGUUCCAACAUAAACAUAACCUCCAAAUCGUUACUCCUAGCAAUUGUAAAUAAUGUUGAAUCUGUUGUGUCGCAAAAAGGCAGCGAAUGUAAUAAGUUUAGUAUCGAAACGAUUUUUAAGUAAAAGUUCACCGAUGGCGAACAGUAAAUUUGACUAUGUUCGGAAUUUCGAAAAGAACGAUGCCAUUCUGCCGAAUUGUUGGAUUGUCGUGCGCAUUGACGGCAAAGCAUUUCAUAAAUUUACAAAAAAGCAUGAUUUCGCUAAACCCAAUGAUGACAAUGGUUUAAAUCUGAUGAGUUAUGCGGCGGUACAGGUGAUGAAGGAGUUCAAUGAGAUUGUAAUCGCUUUCGGUCAAAGUGACGAGUAUUCCUUCGUUCUUCACAAGACAGCUGAGGUGUAUAACCGAAGGGAAAGUAAAAUUUUGACGUGUAUCAAUAGUUUAUUCACAUCUUCCUAUGUAUUCUACUGGAAUACUUUCUGUGAGCCGAAAAAAUUACUCUAUCCACCGAGUUUUGAUGCACGAGUCGUUUUGUAUCCCAGCGAUGAGGAUAUGCGUAAUUACCUCAGUUGGCGGCAGGCCGACACCCAUAUCAACAAUCUAUACAAUACAGUUUUUUGGAAAUUGGUCCUUGAAGGUGGUCGAACCAACGUUGAAGCACAAGAAGACCUUUCCGGAACGUUUUCAGCCGAUAAAAAUGAGAUUCUGUUUUCACGUUUCGGCAUAAAUUAUAAUAAUCUUCCUCAAAUGUAUCGAAAAGGAACGAUUCUACUGCGAAAAAAUGUUGAAGUUCCGAAAUUAGAUGGAAAACGAACUCAAGCGAUUGUUCCGUUUUUCGUCGAUUUAAUAAAGGAUCAAUUUUGGAACGAACACGCCGAAGUGUUGACAAGAGAUCGACCACAAGACUAUAAAUUAGACGAAGAACAAUUGAUGCAUCCGCUGAUGCAAAAACAGUUUGAUAUUGUUUGUAAGCGAAAAAAUAACAAUAAAAACACGGAACAAAAUUCUCCAUAGACAAAAUAA
Messenger RNA from Sitodiplosis mosellana (orange wheat blossom midge), 1030 nucleotides. It is a transcript of the gene THG, whose product is annotated as probable tRNA(His) guanylyltransferase. The coding region runs from base 62 to 1021 and encodes 319 amino acids. Gene Ontology annotation, molecular function: magnesium ion binding; tRNA guanylyltransferase activity. The transcript has 2 exons. The record is from RefSeq and is a predicted model, not a curated record. Lineage: Eukaryota; Metazoa; Arthropoda; Insecta; Diptera; Cecidomyiidae. Gene Ontology annotation, biological process: tRNA modification.